GAGCUUGGUGAAGCAUACACAAAAACAGUAUUGAUACAUCAAGUGAUCAUCUCAGUGUUAGCUAAGCUAGCUAGUAGCUUUGAUCAGUGGCAGCCAGCCAUGGGGAACGGCAAGGUGUACGCGACGGUGGUGCUCAUCAGGCUGAUAUACGCCGGGAUGCACAUACUCACCAAGGCCUCCUUCAACGAGGGCGCCAGCACCACGGUGUUCGUGUUCUACCGCCACGCCGUCGCCGCCAUCUUCUUGCUACCCUUCGCCUACUUCCUCGAGAUCAGGAAGAAGCAGGCGCCGCCGCUGACGUUUCGGCUGUCUGCCAAGAUCUUCGUCCAUGGAUUCUAUGGGAUGGCCGGAACGAUAAACCUGUACAGCAUUGGCCUGAAUUACGCGUCGGCCACCUCGUCGUCGGCCAUCUUCAACAUCGUGCCGGUGGUCGCCUUCAUCUUGGCUGUCAUGUUCAGGAUGGAGACUCUGAACCUGAAGAGCACCCAUGGCAUGGCGAAAGCAUCGGGGAUACUCCUCUGCAUCGGCGGCGUCAUCGUGCUGGCUCUGUACCAAGGCCCGGAGUUCAAGUCCUUGAACCACCACCAGCUCCUCCACCAUGCGAGCGCCGCCGCCGCCGCCGCGGCGCAUUCCAAGAAGAACUGGGCGCUGGGGAUCUUCCUGAUGACCACCUCCGUCGUGAUAUGGUCGUUCUGGACGGUGAAGCAGGGGCCGUUGCUGCUGGAGUACCCGUCGAAGCUGAUGAACACGACGCUGCAGUGCGUGUUCGCGAGCGUGCAGUCGCUGGUGAUCGCGCUCGUCCUCGAGAGGGACUUCUCCCGGUGGAUCCUCCCCGGCGUCGUCAGCCUCGUCGGCGUCCUCUUCACCGGCAUCGUGGUGGCGGCGAUCUCGUACUACCUGCAGAUAUGGGUGAUCGAGAAGAAGGGCCCCGUGUUCCUGUCCAUGUCGAUGCCGCUCAGCCUCGUCUUCACCAUGGCCAUCGCCUCGUUCCUGCUCGGCGAGGACGUCAGCCUAGGAAGCAUUAUCGGCAGCCUGCUGCUCGUCGCCGGCCUCUACAACGUGCUAUGGGGCAAGAGCCGGGAGGAACACGGCGGCGGCGGCGUCGUCGUUGCCGGCGCUGGCACCGCCGGCGGGGAGAAGGAUGGCGCGGUGGCUCCCGCCGCAGCCGACGUGGUGAUGGCCAAAGUUUGACCGACACGGUGGUGCACCACGUGUCGCGGCGGCGUGGAAGCGAUCGGAAAGAGCGAAGCUACAAGUACAAAGGAUGGGGGUGGUGAUGACCGGUGAAUCUCGAAUAUCUUUUGCGGUGGCCGGGGCACGGGCGACCGGUGGUGGUGCGGCGGCGGCGGCGGCGGCAGAAAGGGUUAGGCUAGGCAAGCUAGACUACCCGGUGAAGUGGUGUACUCAGCUCGUGUCAACUGAUAAAUCUUUGUACUAUUAUUCCUGUUUUUUUUUAAUACUAGUAUAAGACACAUGUGCUUUGCAACUGGAUUUUUCA
Oryza sativa Japonica Group (Japanese rice) is the source of this 1498-nucleotide messenger RNA. RefSeq names its product WAT1-related protein At5g64700. NCBI's taxonomy places the organism in Eukaryota, Viridiplantae, Streptophyta, Magnoliopsida, Poales, Poaceae. Gene Ontology annotation, molecular function: transmembrane transporter activity. Gene Ontology annotation, cellular component: plasma membrane. The record is from RefSeq and is a predicted model, not a curated record.